Salvelinus namaycush (lake trout) is the source of this 1459-nucleotide messenger RNA. Its product is annotated as nuclear migration protein nudC-like. The record is from RefSeq and is a predicted model, not a curated record. Bases 131 to 1162 code for a protein of 343 amino acids. Gene Ontology annotation, cellular component: cytoplasm. The transcript is spliced from 9 exons. Gene Ontology annotation, biological process: protein folding. Lineage: Eukaryota; Metazoa; Chordata; Actinopteri; Salmoniformes; Salmonidae.
CGGUGCUUGUUUCAAAGAAGUACACAGCAACGUGACUUUACAUUGCUCCCUGUUGCUGCUAGCCUAUCCGUUUCAAAUUAUAUUUUCAAACAAGUUUAUAUAUAUAAGAUUAUAUAUAUUAGAACAGAAAAUGGGUGAUGAUGAAAAGUAUGACGGGAUGUUACUUGUUAUGGCACAACAGCACGAAGGAGGUGUACAAGAGUUAGUUAACACGUUUUUCAGCUUCCUCCGGCGUAAAACAGACUUCUUCACGGGUGGCGAGGCUGGUGCACCAGAGAAGCUGGUGAAGGAGUCGUUUGCCCACCACAGCGGUCUUGCCCUGAAGGCCCACAGAGAGAAGGAGAAGAGACAGGAGAAGGAGAAGAGAGAGAAGGCAGAGAGGGCUGCUAAGCUAGCUGAAGAAGAGGCGAAAAAGAAGAUUAAGAAAGCAGACGACGAGCCCAAAAUCAAAGAACUGACAGACGAAGAGGCAGAGAGACUUCAGUCCGAAAUCGACAAGCAAAAUAAACAAGAGGAGAAGAAAGAGGCCACAAACACAAAUGCAGAAACUCCACCUGAGAAAGCUGAGAAGGAAGGGAGAGAGAAGGGAGAGAAGGAGACUGAUUCCGAUGGAGAAGAAGAUGAGAAAGACAAGGACAAGGUGAAACCUAACGCAGGCAAUGGAGCUGACCUGGCCAACUAUCGUUGGACACAAUCCCUGUCUGAAGUGGACCUGGUGGUGCCUUUUGAUGUGAAGUUCCGUAUGAAGGGGAAGGAUGUGGUGGUGGACAUCCAGCGUGGUGUGCUGAAGGUGGGUCUGAAGGGUCAUCCUCCUGUGAUCGAUGGACAGCUCUACAACCACGUCAAGGUGGAGGAGAGCUCCUGGCUCAUUGAGGAUGGCAAGGUGGUCACCAUUCACCUGGAGAAGAUCAACAAGAUGGAGUGGUGGAAUAAGAUAGUGACCACGGAUCCAGAACUCAAUACAAAGAAGAUCUGUCCGGAGAACUCUAAGCUGUCAGAUCUGGAUGGGGAGACCCGUGGUAUGGUGGAGAAGAUGAUGUACGACCAGAGACAGAAGUCCAUGGGUCUACCCACCUCCGAAGAGCAGAAGAAACAAGACAUCCUCAAAAAGUUCAUGUCGCAGCACCCAGAGAUGGACUUCUCUAAAGCCAAGUUCAGCUAAGAGACGUCACUGUCGUUCCCCAGCCAACUCUCCAUACCCCUCUGCACUCUUACUCUGCCCAGGAAAACGACGACUAUGAAUCCUCAUCAAAACCAACCUCCGGCGCCGAUCUUACAGUUGAAUUGAAUCUCUCUAUUCUUUCUUCAUCACCCUUUCUCUCUCUUUCUGUCUCUUCCCAUUUCUGUAGUCCUAAAGUGCUGGGUUCUUGUUAGUCUCAUUCCUGUUGCAUGUGUUACUGUGUUCUGAAUGUUUUAAAGAAAUGUUUGGAGUUUUUAAAAUAAAUUAAUUCAAACCACA